Molecule: messenger RNA, 1438 nt
Organism: Saccostrea cuccullata (small rock oyster)
Lineage: Eukaryota; Metazoa; Mollusca; Bivalvia; Ostreida; Ostreidae
Product: putative protein-lysine deacylase ABHD14B
Exons: 5
Coding region: 105-923 (272 amino acids)
Cellular component (GO): cytoplasm
Source: RefSeq, a predicted model, not a curated record
AAGGCAUCGGAUUUUACUUUCAGUUUCUUCGUUACACGUCGCGUAAAAAAAUAAAUAAAUUUAAUGUUUAUUUUUAAUCCAGCUAAUUAAGAUUUGAUAUGUAAAUGAGUCCUUCCGGCAUUCAUGUCAACAAAACAGUCAUCUUCUUUAUCUUGGCUAUCACAGUCAUAAUUGUUGUUUAUAAGAACUACAAAUACAUAGGGACAUUUCUGAAGUCCGAGGAAAAGAAAGAGGGGAUGACCUCAAUACCCCAGGAUGCUCUUGACAAGGCCAAAACCUUAAAAGUAGAAGAACGUAAGGUGAAAGUAGAGAUAAAAGAUGGCAAGAGUGUUGCGAUAGUGGUGCGUGAGGUCGUUCCAUCAUUAGGGGCAGGUGACAUUCUAUUCCUGCAUGGACAGGUAUUCUCAUCAAAGAACUGGGAGGAGAUACACACCCUGACAAUCUUUUCUGCUCUUGGAUAUCACCCGGUGGCAGUGGAUUUACCAGAUGGAGCAAAAACUGAGAGUGAGAAGACAGAUGUUGGAGAUAAAGGACUGUUCCUGGAGAAACUGAUUUCUGCCCUCAAACUGACUGCCCCCGUCAUUGUCAGUCCCUCCAUGAGUGGGGGUUACUCACUGCCCUAUCUCUUCAAGGACCCAUCAGCAGUACUAAAGCGCUCCAGGGGGUUCGUGCCUGUGGCUCCAGUGGCUACUGGGGACUAUACAGCAGAGGAUUAUAAAAAUCUUCAUAUUCCAACAGCGAUUGUGUAUGGAGAAAAAGAUCAAACGAUUGGCCCAGUUUCUACAAAGAACUUACAGAACUUACCUGACAGUGAAAAACAUGAAAUAAAAGGGGCAGGUCAUCCAGCCUGGAUAGACGAACCGGAGGAAUUCCAUAACAUCCUGUACAAGUUUCUCCGCAAGAAUCUCUCUACUGCCCCGUGAUCUAGCAAGGCUAGACAAUAAAUAUCAUUGAAAGACAUUGAUAAGAACAAGAAUUAUGUUGACUUCAUUUUUCAUUCAUUUGCUUUAAUAACUUUUUUGGUUUUAUUGCUUUCUGGUGCUUAGUUAUUAGGUCACCUGAGUAAAAACAGGUGACCUAAUGCUACCUUAUAUUUAAAGAAGAUGUAUAUUAUGUUCAAAUAUGAUUUUUUUUAUUUAUACAUGUAGUUUAUGGGAGACAAUAUCUGUAUUGAUUUUUUCUUAUAAAUAUUCAAAGGUGUUAUUCAGAUUUGUGUCUUUGAAUUUUGUAUCCUAUGGUUAUUAAUGGCUGAAUAACAAUUUCCAUUCUAUAGUAUGUAAUUGAAUUUGUUUUUGUUUUUGUUUUUUUUUUUUUUUUUUUUUUUUUUUUGGGGGGGGGGGGUUGGCAUUAAGAAUAAGUUGUGACAGCUCUCAAUAUAUACAUCUUCCUUUAGUUAUGCAGGUAAACUGGUUGUUUCCCUUUCAUUAAGAAAUAUGAU